This is a messenger RNA of Cryptomeria japonica (Japanese cedar), 2706 nucleotides long. RefSeq lists its product as uncharacterized. Gene Ontology annotation, molecular function: DNA helicase activity. The coding region runs from base 1 to 2706 and encodes 901 amino acids. NCBI's taxonomy places the organism in Eukaryota, Viridiplantae, Streptophyta, Pinopsida, Cupressales, Cupressaceae. The record is from RefSeq and is a predicted model, not a curated record. The transcript has 3 exons. Gene Ontology annotation, biological process: telomere maintenance; DNA repair.
AUGAAAUUUGAGCCAUUCAGAAAUGAUGACAAAGUCAACUCAUACAAUCGAUACAUACUCCAACUAUGGAGAGAAAAUAUUGAUUGGCAACUUGUUAUGUCAAAACAUGUUGUAACUAAAUAUAUUGCAAAGUAUGCAGCCAAAGCUGAAAAAAGCUCAGAAACAUACCAUCAGAUGUUAUUAUGGUUAGCAAAUGUAGAAAAUUCCGAUGAUUUAGCAGCAAAAGCAUAUAGAAGGCUUCUUACCGAAACACUAAUAGAAAGGGAUAUUGGAGCCCAAGAAACAAGUCACAUGCUACUAGAACUUCCAUUGGUACAAAGUAGUAGAAGAUUUAUCAACUUAAAUGUUUCAAGGGAAGUAUUCAAAUGCGUAGACUUAAAUACUGACGAUGACAAUGAAGAACAUACCAUAUCUUUCAUCGAUGCAUAUAGGAACAUGCCACAAUUUUUGGAAGUUGUGUGCCUUAUUGAUGCUGCAAAAUCAUGGAUAUAUAAAAGAAGAGGAGAGAACAAAUGGAGUCCAAGGAAAGCCGCUACUAUUGUAAGAGUAUUUCCUAGAUUUCAAUCAAUUCCUGCAUGCCACUCAGAAAAAUGGAUUGAUUUUUGCUCUUCAGAAUUGUUGCUCUAUAAGCCUUUUCAUGAAAUUCACACAGAUAUUGGCCACAAUGAUGAAUCAAUAGUUGCAACAUGGGAUAACUUUAGAUAUAAUCAAUGGCACCUAGAAAGGAGAGGAGAUAUUGAAAAUAGUGAAAAUGAGGCUGAUUCAGAAUCUAAAGGCAACAAUGCCCAAGGUACUACCACAAAGAAUGAAUGGGAAAUUUUAUCUAGACUUCAUCAUGGACAGAUUAUGGAAGUUUUAGAAAUAGAUAUGUUGGGAAGAAGAGAUAUAGAUCGACAAACAGGCUGGUGUCAAGAAUUUCAAGGUGAACAAUACACGAAUGAAGCUACAAAUUUCAUUAACAUAAUGAGAAAUAGUGGUUGUCUUAUUCAUGGUGACAUACCACAAUGUGUGGACUAUGGAAACCUCAGUGACAAACAAAACAAAGUAGUCAACAUUAUAAUGUCCCACUAUCAUACAUAUCAAAAUGUAUCACCCUUAUAUAUGAUAAUCCAAGGCACAACAAGAACAGGUAAGUCAUACUUGAUCGGUACAAUAAGUCAAACAUUACAAAAUGCAGCCUCUCCAAAAUGCUCUCCUCUACUUCUACUUGCACCAACAGGAGUUGUAGCAUUCAACAUUGGAGCAUCAACAAUUCAUUCUAAGUUGAGAAUUCCAAUAAAAAAUUUUAGUGAGCUACAAGGGACAAGACUUACAACUUUCCAAGAGGAAAUUUCUCACAUAAAGUACAUAUUAUUAGAUGAAAUGAGCUUCUUGGGAGAGAUGUUACUUGAAAACAUAGACUCUCGUCUUCGACAAGCAUUUCUUGAAAAUAGUCAUAAAAGUUUUGGAGGUAUAUCUAUGAUAUUGGUCGGAGAUUUGGCACAAUUGCCUCAUGUCAAAGAUAGAGCGGCAUAUGAAAGAAAAAGGCAUGCAAGGAUACUGUGGGAAGAAUUCAAAACCGUAGUUACUUUGAGCUGUAUUUUCAGACAAGAUGGACAAAGCAAUGAACAAGAAAUAUUUCGUCUUCUUCUAACAAACAUAAGGGAUGCAAACCCGACAAUAGAUGAUUGGAUGUUACUUAUGUCAAGAUCCAAUGGAAACAUGAGUAUUGAAACAAAUAAUGAGUUCAAAAAUAGUGUUCAUUUAUUCUCGACAAAUGAUAAUGUGCACAGUCAUAACAAGAGAAAAUUGUACUCAUUAAAAAACCCUAUUGCACGAAGCAUCGCUGUAAAAAGAAAAACAAUUAGUUCUAUAGAAAGAGAUGGAAAUGAUGAGUUCGACAUGGAACUAUUACUCAACAAAAAUGCAAGGGUGAUGUUAACUUCAAACUUAUGGAUAGAAGAAGGUCUUGUGAAUGGACCACUAGGAUAUAUUCAAAGUAUUGUAUAUAGACCUGGAAGUGCACCACCUUUGCCACUGUCAUAUAUACUUGUAGAUUUUGAUGGUUACUCAGGAAUUCCAUUUGAUGAUCGUCAUCCCCAAAGAGUUCCAAUUCCAGCAAUUGACAAAGCUAGCACAAAGCAAAUUCCAUUGAGAUUGGCUUGGGCUUUAACCAUACAUAAAUCAGAAGGGUUGACACUAGACAAAGCCACUAUUGAUAUAGACCCCAUUGAAAGAAGUGGUCUCACAAUUGUAGCAAUAUCACGUGUCAAAUCUUUGCAAGGACUACGAAUUAUGCCGCCCUUCACAUAUGACAGAUAUGAAAAAAUGAAGAGGGGAAAACAACAAAUACUUGGAAAUAUGGAUGUUUCACAAGAUGAAUCGGAAAUCAUUGUUCAAAGUCCAACUGCAUCUGUAAACUCAAAAUUUUUUGUUGAAACUCCUAUUGACAAAUGUGUGAGAAUUUUUUUAGAAUGUUGCAACAAAAUUGUCAAAGAAAUUGAAAACACGAGCUUAAUUAUCGAUGAUGUCGAAGAACAUGAAAUAUUAAAAAUGGAAGAUGUUGCUAAAAAAGCUCAUGAUGCAUCUGCAAUAGUGUCCAAAUUUCCAUAUAUUAUGAAAGAAGUAUAUUUUGAUCAUCUUGUAAAUAAAGGUCGUAAUACCAUUCUCAUCACUGAAGAAUUCAUGAUGUAUUUACACCAUUACAAUAAAGUAAUAUUCAUGUAG